UGUAUACCAUGUGCCCAAGUGACGUGGAUAUGUAGAGCUACACAGAAUACAACAUGCACAAUUCAUGGCAGCAUCCUUUCACCAUGUACCAUCAUAUACAUAUGUAGUAUCCAACCACGAACCCCCCUGAACCAUCCAAUAAAAAGCAAAGAAUCCCAUGAUACUCAUCCGUCCCCACCAUACCCCUCUUCCAUCCGAACUUCCCCCGACCAUCCCCUCCCCCUUUCCACCCCUCACCCUUUCCACCCCUCACCCCACCACAACCCCAGAACAAAAAGAUCCCCCAAAGAAUGAGAAAAAAAGAAAGGCCGUAAAUCUCACAUCUCUGUGAGGCUUAUCAUCAAGAU
Molecule: messenger RNA, 347 nt
Organism: Periconia digitata
Lineage: Eukaryota; Fungi; Ascomycota; Dothideomycetes; Pleosporales; Periconiaceae
Source: the annotation of a GenBank genome assembly